Capsella rubella is the source of this 723-nucleotide messenger RNA. RefSeq lists its product as uncharacterized. The transcript has a single exon. NCBI's taxonomy places the organism in Eukaryota, Viridiplantae, Streptophyta, Magnoliopsida, Brassicales, Brassicaceae. Bases 85 to 603 code for a protein of 172 amino acids. The record is from RefSeq and is a predicted model, not a curated record.
UGUUCUUUCAACGGUUACAAACUAGUCUCCUUUUUCGAUACAAAACGCAGUGACCAUUUUCUCAAGCCAUAAGCAUUUACCCAAAUGAAGGUUAUGAAAGCAAUGAAGAAGCUCAAGUUUUGGUCAAGAAAGAAGAGGAAACGAAAGCAAGCUUGCCCAUCUCAGCCUCACCAUUGCUCAAAUGAGUACUCCUCCUUGGCAGCAGCUGGCUCUUAUGAGUACUCCUCCUUGGCAGCAGCUGGCUCUUAUGAAUACUUCUCCUUGGCAGCAGGGUUGCCGGUUGAGCCCACAGCGCCUCCUCUUUCGUUUUGGCUAGAUGAGAGUCAGAGUUUCUGCCAGCCAGAAGAGACAUCAACAUUUCCUUGGAAUACUCAGUUGCCUAGCCAACAAGAAGAAACCAUAGUCGAGGCAAACCCGUUGUUGUUGUCUCAAGUGUCUGAUCUUCGCAUCUACCAGUCUUAUCAGCAGUACAUGGUGCCUAAUCCAACUAAUGACGUCCCCAUUGUAGAACCACAUGUAGCUACUACAGCCAAGAGAUCAGUGGGAAUAUUUGGUUGUGUAAUCGAGUUAAGUUCGAGUCUAGUUCGUUGUUUCAUCCCGUGAUUGAGCAAAUUAUAAACCGAUUUACUAAAUAAUUCUAGGUAAGGUCAUAAUAAUUGUUUAGAAGUGUAAAAUAAAACUUUGUAAGUCAUUCUAAAGAAAAACCAAUAUUCGUUUAUUGUA